AUGGGAAGAGAGCCAACCAGCGCCAGUUGCCAUACAUGUCGUCGUCGCCGCAUCAAGUGUGACAAGGGGAAGCCGUCUUGUGGCCAGUGCGAAAAGUCUCGAUAUGAAUGCCUGGGAUACGAGCGAAUCCUCCGAAUCCAGAGCCAUGGAGUUGGGCUGAGCAAACAGCCGGGCCGUUCAAGCUUGGUCAAGAUAGGCGAAUCAGGGUCUUAUCCCACCAAGGAGCCCGUCGAAAAUGAUGAUGACGAUGAUUCUCAACUUCACGGCCAUGACCGAGGCGGGAAAUGUAGACGCAAGAAACCCCAGAAGCGGCAGAUCACCGGCGGUGCUUCACCAGCAGCUGCAGCAUCACAAUCACAGAAUCUCGAUACUCACCUACCGCAAGCUCUGAUCAGCCAGACCAUCCAACCAAGCCUGGAUCCAUUCAUCGACAACAUUGCCUUCUCCUACUUCUUCGAUGCCUACAGCUGGAUCAAUAUUCACAGCAUCUUGCUUCAAGAUACCCCGAUGCGUCAGCAUCUCACUGAGCAGAGAGACGAGCUAGGCUACGAUAGCCUUCGUGCGUUGGCAUAUGGAAUCUUUGGUCGAGAUCACCAGGUCCAAAGCCUACAGCAUAAAAGCGGACGGAUUUAUGGCACAGCCCUCCAGAAGUUGCAAACAAAGCUCACCACAUCAUCCAAACCGGAGUUGGCAGCUCUCAUCAAGCCCAUAUCCAUCAUGGGAUCGUAUGCGAUUGCCGUCGACUCCGAUCUCCGCUUCAUUCACCACCAAGGGCUGGCUCGCAUUCUAGAACAUUGCGGGCCGGAAUACUUCCAAAACCCUUCGAUUCUGCCCGUGUUCGAGUCUUGCAGGUUCACAAUGCUUGCCAAUGCGCUUGUUCAAAGGCAGGGCACGUUUCUCGACCAGGAGCGGUGGAGGAUAGUGCCGUGGUCAACGUCUCCCGAGACAAAGACUGCUACAAACAAGCUUCUCGACAUAAUCUCCAGUCUUCCCGCUCUCCUCCAAAAGACUGACAAAGUUCUCAAUGAGCGCUCUCAAUGGGUCGCGGGUAAUUCCGACGUCAUUCGUGAGGAGACUCCAAGCACAGUUUCGGAUCUUCAAGCGCAGCUAGAGUCCAUGCUCUUGGACCUAAUUGCAUGGCGCUAUCACUGGUCCCUGGACAACUUUCCCACAGCGCAGAAUAUUCUCGAUUGGGCAUUAUUUCGAGUUGGUGAUGAAUCAUAUCGACCUGGCAUCUCCCAUGUCCAAGGCCCAGACGUAUAUGGGCUGAACCUUGGCACAACCAUUGGCCUAGACAUUCCUUUUGGGUUAACCAACGAUGCUCACAAAGAUCUCGAUGCGAAUUCUAAUACUUUUGCUCUGGUGCAAGAGGCUGCUCUAUACAUUACGGCUCUGAUCAGCAUGGAACGACUGCGCAAAAACCUUGCCGGCGCCGCUCGUGCCGCGGAGGCGGUUGACUUUUAUAACGCGCCCUUUUUCUCUACGUGCCGGUGCUACUUUGACAAUCCCGGACCAUCACGGCUUUGUCAAAUAUUUCCCGAACCAAGCGACAACGUCAGCACCGCUGCGUCUUGGAACAUUAAUUCCGCAAGAGUGGCUGAGUCUCCCAUUAGAUCAUUAAGCGGCGAUAGCGCUGGGGCUUCUACAAAGCCGACGGCUCGUCCGCUCAACGAAGAGCCUAUCUUGGGCGCCACAGGAACGAUGCUUCUCCCUGGAGAUGGUCGCUUCUCUGCACAGCUACGGAUCUUGAAUUGGCUGAUUAAACAUUUGCCGGAGAGUCGAGCUCAUGUUUUAGCCACGCUCGCCGCAAUGGGGUUGAGCCACUGCGUCCACGACGUUCGCCCAUCAGAGGGGAAUGAGUAUAUUGCCGAAACCGUCCGCGACACCAUGAUGAAGUCAAGGUUUGGAGAUGCAGCGGAAGUCUUGCUGAAGAGAUACCGGAUGCCAAACGCACAUUUUCGCCACCGCGACCUGCUCCGGUGGGAUCCCGAUCAUCAAGAUGUAGAAUCUUCUGAUGAAGAGUUUGAAGAGUUCGCCCUGCUGGCGGGAUUGCGGCCCGUUGGGGGUCGCUUCUAUGAAGGUGCCAAUGUCUAUAGGAUCUUCUGCGCUUCCGGAGCCAUCUGCUGGUGCCAAUUAAGAGACCGCGAAUGGACUGACCGACUGACUCUGGACGAGGCGGCGAGCGCCAUCUUUGAAUUGCGAUCACAAGGGCUGAUAACCGAUGGUCAGUCUUUAUUCGACUGGUGGGUGGCCACAGAAAUUCGACGUGGGGAGAAUGAACGGGAGUGA
Messenger RNA from Trichoderma aggressivum f. europaeum, 2289 nucleotides. RefSeq names its product transcriptional regulator family: Fungal Specific TF. The record is from RefSeq and is a predicted model, not a curated record. Gene Ontology annotation, molecular function: zinc ion binding; DNA-binding transcription factor activity, RNA polymerase II-specific. The coding region runs from base 1 to 2289 and encodes 762 amino acids. The transcript is spliced from 6 exons. Gene Ontology annotation, biological process: regulation of DNA-templated transcription. NCBI's taxonomy places the organism in Eukaryota, Fungi, Ascomycota, Sordariomycetes, Hypocreales, Hypocreaceae.